Messenger RNA from Mytilus trossulus (common blue mussel), 1202 nucleotides. Its product is annotated as mesoderm-specific transcript protein-like. Gene Ontology annotation, molecular function: monoacylglycerol lipase activity. Gene Ontology annotation, cellular component: mitochondrion. Gene Ontology annotation, biological process: acylglycerol catabolic process. The coding region runs from base 82 to 1059 and encodes 325 amino acids. The record is from RefSeq and is a predicted model, not a curated record. The transcript is spliced from 12 exons. Lineage: Eukaryota; Metazoa; Mollusca; Bivalvia; Mytilida; Mytilidae.
AAACAAAGACCAUGUCACAUGAUAUGUAAACUCAGUUAUACAAAAAAGUUCUGAAAACAACAGUGUUGAAAUAGAAAGAAAAUGGGUUUAAAAACAUGGCUAGCUGUGAUUAUUGUCAUCAUAAGUGUGAUAUUUAUUAUGUAUCCAGAACCAGACUUGACUCCUAAGGUGAUAGCAUGGAAAGAAGGAGGGAAGUAUUUUCAAUACAAAGGCUACCAGAUAUUUUACAGGGUGGAAGAUGGAGUGUCAAAGGAUGGGAGUACCUUACUUUGUCUCCAUGGUUAUCCUACAUCUAGUUACGAUUGGAUAAAGAUAUUGGAUGGUCUUAAAGAACAAUUUUCCAAAGUCAUCAUGUAUGACUACAUUGGAUUUGGUUUUAGUGAUAAACCUGAUAACCAUACAUAUACUAUAAUGGAACAGGCAGAUAUAGGAGAGAGAAUCCUAAAGGAACUUAAGGUCAAUAAAGUUCAUAUCUUAGCACAUGACUAUGGAGAUACAGUUGCAUUAGAAUUACUAGCAAGAUACAAUAAUAAAGAAAACAAAGACAGAAUUCCCGAAAUACAGUCACUUUGUCUGUCUAAUGGAGGUAUCUUUCCAGAAACUAAUUCCCCUAGACCCGUUCAGAAAUUACUUUUGAAUCCUUAUGCUGGACCAAUAGCCUCAAGACUUAUGUUCUUCUUUAUAUUUAAAAAAACCUUUGGUGAGAUAUUUGGACCCGAAACAGUUCCUAUAGAAGAUGACUUGUGGGACUUCUUUGUGAUUAUAAUGCACAAAAAUGGUCAUGUUAUUAGUCACAGAUUAAUGCAAUAUAUUACCCAAAGAACAGAGUUCAAGGACAGAUGGGUUGGUGCCUUAAAAAAUACACCAGUUAAAGUUCAUAUGAUUUAUGGCCCUGCAGAUCCAGUUAAUCCAGAUACUUUUAUUGACUUCUACAAGAAAUUAGUACCACAGCAUAGUAUUUCUGUUCUUGACCGUAAGAUAGGUCAUUAUCCACAAUGGGAGACUCCUACAGCAUUUAUUGAAGCUUAUUCAACAUUUAUUAUAAAAACCAAGUCAUGACUACCCUGAUCAUUUCUGUGGGUAAAAUGAUGAGAUGGUGUUAAAAACUUUUGUGCCAAAAUGAUGCAGCAAUAUUUUAAAUAUAUGCAUUCAAACAUUGGACUGUGAUAUUAAUUAGUUUUUUUAUAUUUCAUAAUAAAGUG